UAUUCUACUCAGUUUUUUCAUCCAAAAAAAAAAAAUGAAAAUAGUCGCAUAUUCUUAUCUUUGUCUCUCCUUGUUAUUUGCUGUCUCCAUCUUCAUCCAACCCUCCUAUGCUGCUGCUGCUGCUGCUGCUGCUACUACAGCUAUUCAGCCAACCAAUCUUGUGAAAAAAGUAUGUAGCCAAACCUCCAAUUACAACUUCUGUGUUGAGACUCUUUAUGCCGAUCCACGUACCCCAGAAGCCGAUCGCUAUGUGCUGGCCUAUGUCAUAUUUGGCUCGGCCUACCAGAGCGCCACCACCACUCACGACCGAAUAAAUUUGCUGCUAAAGAAUGCCACCGCAAGCCAAAUGCCACGUCUCAAAAGGUGUGAUCGUGAUUACACCAAGGCUGUUUCGAAGCUACUAGAGGCUCACGAUGACUUGGACUCUGAGACCUUUGACUCCUUGGCUAAGUUGUCUCGUAUUGCAUCUUCUGCUGCUGCUGAUUGUGAAACCUCUUUUAAGGGAACCCGUUCUCCACUCACCACCAAUAACAAGGGUUUGAAGGGUCUCUGUGAAAUUUGUGCAGUUGUAUCUAAACUGUUUGUAAUGUCCUAGUUUGUGAGAAUGAGAUUAUAUAUAGUCAUGUAAGAUCCAUAUGUGACUUGGCUGCAAUGUUAAUAACAUAGAGAAUCCACAUAAUAUGACUGUUUAUUUUGUUGGGUGUUCCUUUUUUCUAUGAGGAAGUUCAAGUGAAAUGGAUUUUAUCCAUUUCUUGAUUGAACUUAUUUUUGUUUUUAAUUA
This is a messenger RNA of Quercus robur (English oak), 781 nucleotides long. Its product is annotated as pectinesterase inhibitor-like. The record is from RefSeq and is a predicted model, not a curated record. The transcript has a single exon. Bases 35 to 595 code for a protein of 186 amino acids. NCBI's taxonomy places the organism in Eukaryota, Viridiplantae, Streptophyta, Magnoliopsida, Fagales, Fagaceae. Gene Ontology annotation, molecular function: enzyme inhibitor activity.